This is a messenger RNA of Culex pipiens pallens (northern house mosquito), 1056 nucleotides long. It is a transcript of the gene Nelf-E, whose product is annotated as negative elongation factor E. Bases 90 to 980 code for a protein of 296 amino acids. Lineage: Eukaryota; Metazoa; Arthropoda; Insecta; Diptera; Culicidae. The transcript has 3 exons. Gene Ontology annotation, molecular function: RNA binding. The record is from RefSeq and is a predicted model, not a curated record. Gene Ontology annotation, cellular component: NELF complex. Gene Ontology annotation, biological process: negative regulation of transcription elongation by RNA polymerase II.
ACGUCAUAAAUGUUUGUAAACAGUAAAAAAUAGUUGGAGUGUUUCAGUGAAAAAAUCGUAACUUUAUUGAAGAAUUUAAUUGUAAAAAAAUGGUGUACAUUCAUUUCCCGUCGAAUUUAACAGAGGAGGAGUUAAUGCUCCAAGCUAAAUACGCCAAACUGAAAAAGAAGAAAAAGGCCCUCCAAGCUCUGAAAGCGCCCAAACAGGAAACGGAAAAGAAUCUCAUUCCAAAACGACCGGCCGAUGCUCGGGACGCACGCGAAGUGGCACGAAAGCUCCUCAAAAGUGGUGCCAUCCAAGCUAUUCAAAAACCGCAAAUCAAGCAGGAAAGUUCAUUCAAACGUCCGAAGGGUCAGGAGCGAAAGCGGUCUCACCAGGAAUCCAGUCCUGGUGCUCAGUAUCAGUCGUUCUCGUCCGUGGAAACUCCUCCGGCUACGAAUCCGGUUAGUCCGUCGGUCAUCUCGACGCCGACCACACCGACCGCUGCAAACCCGUCGUCCAGUCCGGACACCCCGGUCGAGAAGGAACCGCCGCGGGUGCAGAAUCUGUACCAACAGUUUGCCAACGAGCGCGACCGCGAGGAGCAAUCCCUGAAGGCCGGAGAUUCACCUCGGGAUAAGCCCCGCUCCGGAAAUACGGUUUACGUGUCCGGAAACAAGGUGACGGAGGACUUUUUGAAGAAACACUUUGGCGAGUUUGGGGAAAUUUUGAACAUUUCAAUGGAAAUUGAAAAGGGUCGCGGGUUUAUAACGUUCUCUAAGACGGAGUCGGCCGACCGCGCUAUCUCGGACCUUCACAGCAAAACGGUCGGUGGCAUUCAGCUGCAGGUGCAGCUGGCCCGCAGACAGCCCCAGAUCAACCCGAUCAACGAUGCCGGUUCGUCGGCUGCGUGGUCUGCGCUGGCUACAAAUCGAUCCCAGAAAGGCAAGCACAAGGAUAAUCGUGAGCUGGUUUGUUACGAUCACGAUGACAUUUUCUAAUUACAUGAAUGGUAUGUAGAUAUACACUUUAUCUUGAAACAAAUGUAUUUCCCUUACUGUGAAGGAAGCAAUGCUG